AUGCUAAAUUUAAGUAAAAGUGGAGUCCAAGUAGAACCUAUCUACCCAUUCUGUAAAGAUGAUGUAGAAUCUGUUGAGCAUGCCAUUUUUAAAUGUGAUAUAGCUAGUGGUGUGUGGAAGAUGUGGGAGGACUGCCCCAUUAGCCUGAUGGAUAUCAAUAGGGAUGUUUCAGAUCUGGCCAUUGAAAUAUUCCACCAAGGAACCCAAAGGGAUCUAGAGAAGUUUUUUGGAGUGGCUUGGAGGAUUUGGUUGAAUAGGAACCAAGUAAUUUAUGAGGAACAUGGAGUACCAGAAGCUCAUAUUUGGGGGUUUGCAGUUCGUAUGAUUGAUGACUACAAAGAUGUAAAUGGCUUGGAGGCAAAGCACAAAGUGAACAAGAAGCAACAAUGGGAACCUCCUCUAGAGGGCUUUUAUUAUAUUAAUAUGGAUGGAGCCAUCCCUUUGACCAAUGGACAAUUUGGGGUGGGAAUGAUAAUUUGA
Messenger RNA from Quercus lobata, 480 nucleotides. RefSeq lists its product as uncharacterized. The coding region runs from base 1 to 480 and encodes 159 amino acids. The record is from RefSeq and is a predicted model, not a curated record. The transcript has a single exon. Lineage: Eukaryota; Viridiplantae; Streptophyta; Magnoliopsida; Fagales; Fagaceae.